UUUUUCGGUUAAUGCCGUUUUUAUUGUAUAGUUUUCGCUUUAAAUUUUUUUCCAAUCAAUCAUCAAAAAAAACUUAUCAAAACAACAUAAAUAUUCAUUGAUAAACAUGUAUACUUAAAUAACCAUUAGAUUAAAAACAAUGCGUUUCUUAUCAUUAUAUUCAUAUUCAUUGAAAAAAUCACCGAAAGAUCUUCGAUUAGCGAUUGUGGCUUGUCGUUUGUCGUUGAUAUUGGCAAUAAUUGCAUUAAUUUUGUUUCUAUUAACCGUAUUUACUUUUUUUACGAAUAAUAACCAUAAUUUAACUUUGUCACCAAUAUUAUCUGAUGAUCAAGACGAUACCAGUUCAUUGGAAUUAGUUAAUCAAUCCGAAAAUCAAACGAAUAUAAUCACUCCUUCUUUACAUCUAAAUACUGCCGAUUUUUCCGCAUUCACUUUCCUAUUGAUCGGAUUUAUAUUGUUCAUUUGUGUAACAAUCAGCAGUUCAUAUGCCUAUUUUUUAUAUCGAAAUUAUCGUCAAUCACGUUUGGUAAACUAUGAAAUGAUAAAUCGUUCAUUUGAUCAGAUGUAUUCGGAACAAAUUGCCAGAUUAAAGAUCAAAGACCCUAUUAUUGCAUCUUCGAAUUCAGGUACAAAUCCUGAAAGUUUAACCGAAGCCAUUACUGUGAUCAAAGUCGUGGAAAGCCAGAAACCAAAUAUUAGCACUGCGAUGUCGAUUAAAGCCAAAAAUAAUCCCCAAAAUAGAACCAAAUUUAAAUUCUGGUCGCGUAACAAACACCAACAAGAACUAAAUAGUCAACAAAGAUUCAACUAUAGAAAAGUUCCUAUCUCCAAAGAGAUGACCAUUUGAUUGUUAUUCUUGCUAAUUAUAAAACAUUUUUUUCCUCUUUUCAUAUAUUAUGAUUCUUUGUUAAAUGUUAUUUACAU
Dermatophagoides pteronyssinus (European house dust mite) is the source of this 924-nucleotide messenger RNA. RefSeq lists its product as uncharacterized. The record is from RefSeq and is a predicted model, not a curated record. Lineage: Eukaryota; Metazoa; Arthropoda; Arachnida; Sarcoptiformes; Pyroglyphidae.